ACGUUUUCAGCAGCAGCAGCAGCAGGAGCAGCAGCAGCAACCUCCUGUGUUUUUCCAGUUCAGGCUGCUUUAAACUUUAAUUUUUGUCCUUCACUUCUUGUCAUUGUUGGACUCCACUAUCCUUCAUCGGAGUAACACACGUUUAAAAUGAGCAUUGCAGAAGAAGAGUUGGUGUGAGCAGCAGCAGCAGCAGGAGGACAAUGAAUCCCCAUGAGUGGAAAGAUGCCAUUGAAAGACUGCAGAGACACCUGGAGCCAAAUCACCAGAGUGCUGUCAACAGCAGCGUGGGGAAUACCUCAACAUCUAGCAAUAACUGGAAUACUUACUGCGAUUACACAACAGGGUACGCUGUUGUUGAACCGCAUGGGAGCAAUGUGGGACGGAUGGACCCCAGUCCUCCCUCUCCUAACGUCUACAGGAAGGACUCAAAGCUGGAGGAGCGGGACGGAGAGGUAGUGGAGAUGAACGAGGAUGAAGAGCUGGCAAGAAAGAGGCAACAGCUCAGAGAAAUAGAGGAGCGAAUCAUACACAAAAAAGCCUCCAUUGCCUUGAAAACUGUUGGGCAGCUUGUGAAUAAGACAACAGCAGAUGUUUCCUGUGAAGGUGAAACACUGAGAGAUCGGGUGAAUGUGAUUCUGAGGCAGCGAUGUCCUCUCGGCUUCCUCUCAAAGGUCCAGUCAUGUAACGACAGAACAAGCUCAUCCAACCUGAGCAAAGAGGGUUUGCUGCAGGAACAGCAUCCCCUGAAGCUCAGAGUGAAGGCAGUAAUGAAGCAGAGAAACAGUGACGAUUGUAUUCUGCUGGCUAACAGAGAGGAGGCCCCUGAAGUCACUCUCCCUCCUCCCAGCCGAAGCCUCACAUCACCAGAAAAGGAGGAGAACAGCGUCAACAAGGGUUUCGAACGCUUCCUCAGCAUCCUGAACAAAGGAGUGGACAUCAACAUGCUCAGUAGGAUUGUCAAUGAUGACAGGGUGGACCUUCCUUUAGAGGGGGAGCUCCUGAAUAUUCAGUCCUCAGACAUGGAGAAAAAGUCAGAUCCAGCCUUUAGGAGUGAGAGCCAGCAGUCAAACAGUCGGACCAAUAGUUCAGAGACAAAAACUGACUCACUCACCGAAAGGCUCUCCUUACCUGAUGCAGAGGAGAAGAACAAUGACAAAAGACAUCACAGUUUGGGCUCUAGUAGUCGAUCAAAGUCUCCACCGGCAGCAAAGAAGAAGAAGAAAGAGGGAGAAGAGAAGCCAAAGGUGGAUGAGAAGCAGGCACAGUUGCAGCACAUUCUUAAAACUUUGGGUUUAAGCCUUGAAGUGGAAGAAAUGAGCAAACUAGCGGAUCGCACUCAGGAGAGGCUGUACGGGAAGAAGAUUGUAGACAGACAGAGUACUGACAGCAUGGGGGAGCAGGAAAGUCAGCAGAGGGGCUCCAACAGAGAUUCCUCCUCCUCCUCUUCUUCCUCUUCUUCUUCCUCCCGCUCAUCUUCCAGGUCAACCUCUCGGAGCUACAGUCGGAGCCCGUCGCCUCAUCAGCAACAUGAUGGCAGCCAUGUCAGUGAAGACGCACAGAAGGACAGGGAAAAAGAUGGAAUAAACUCCCAACAGAUGUCUACUUAUCAGCACCCCUAUACGCAAAACCAACUUUUUCCCCUCCCCCAGCCUGCUCCCUCUGCAUUUCCAGGUUACAGUCUGUUGCAGUAUUCCCAUUACACCAACAACCAGAGUGUCACCUACAGCGCUGCAGCAUAUCCGCGCUGGUCGCAGCCUCCCAUUCCUUACCCAAACUUUUCUGCCCCGAUAGUCCCUGUACGUGACACCACCUUCCAUCGCCAUCGCGAGCGUUGUCUUGAAAAUCUUAUCACAUUUGAGUAUCCAGACCUGGCCGAGAGCGAGGGUCAGGGCGAAUCGGCUUCUCGUCCUUGCUACCUGCAGGCCGUCAGAACUGUGCAGCCAAGCAAACAGCCUUGUCUGAAGCAUAUCAUCGGAUGCCCCAAGAAGAAAAGGAACAGGAAAAAGACUACAGAGAGCAAGAAGAAUCGAAGGGAGAGAAAGAGACUGAUUAAAAAGGAACGAGAACUGCAGGAGUCGGCACAGAAGGCCGAGGCUUCGCAGGGCGGCAAGGAUGACUCCAAAACCAAGCAGUCAAAUGAGGAGAAACAGAAGCCGACGGAGCAGGAAAUAAAGGCCAACCUGAGGAAAAGGCUUGAAGCAUUCAACCAGAACGUGAAGCGCUCCAGCCAGCUCCUUCAGUCCACAGUCAUGCAGCCAGCUAACUCCCUUGCGUCUGAGAAUGGUUGAAAGUUCUGUCUGUACUCUGAUUGGAAACUGUGGUGAGGCUGGGCAGAACAUGGACCUCAUGUUUCGGUAUUUAAACAGGUAGUUCAGUUCUCAAGGAUCACUUACAGUUUUAGUUAUGGUCUCUGCAUUUGUAGAUACAUACUCAACUGUUAAAAAUUUAAUUACAUCUUCAAAAAUAAUAUUUUUGUGCAAUUAAUUGCCAGUUUACAGGUCUACAUUUCUAUGAAUGUCACUACUUUGUAACUCUGUGCCUGUUUGGACUUUUUUUUCUGUUGUAUAAAUUUGUUUACGCGAAAUACAA
Messenger RNA from Amphiprion ocellaris (clown anemonefish), 2589 nucleotides. Its product is annotated as zinc finger protein 318-like. Bases 201 to 2288 code for a protein of 695 amino acids. The record is from RefSeq and is a predicted model, not a curated record. The transcript has 6 exons. NCBI's taxonomy places the organism in Eukaryota, Metazoa, Chordata, Actinopteri, Pomacentridae.